UUAUACGAAGAACUAAAGAAUUACUUAAAGCUGCAUUGAAUAUUACCCCAGGAAUUUUAUCAGUGGCAGGAGUUGCUCUUCCAAAUGAUAAUUGUUCAAUCUUAUCAAUGCUUACUCAAAUACGUAAAGGCUUAAGUUUUAAAUACCCUGUAGCAUCCUAUUAUGUAGAUUGGAGAAUUAUGUUGAUGUUUCAACAUAAUCUUUUUACAUGGUCUGAAGGUACUGAAAUGAUAAUUAGUAAAAAAUUCUGUGAAUUGGUAUUAAUGGAAUAUUUUUGGAGCUUUUUGGAAAGAGAAUGGAUUGAUAUAACUAAUAAAUUUAUUUUAGAUUCUCAAACAAAAUUUGAUGAAGUAUCAAAUAAAGUUACUAAAGCUUUAAAAAACACUGGAAAUUUCUUAAAUGAUCUUGCUGGAAAUGAACCUAUUGCAUUACCACAUACCUUAUGGUUUGGAAUAUUGGAUCUUGCACAAAACCUUAUUCAAAAGUCUAAUCGAACUGCCACAUAUGGUCUUUGUUAUUACUUAGCAAUUGAAUCACUUAAUAAAGCUCCAAGUAGUUUUAUUCAAUUUAAAGCAGUUGAAAUAUUAUUACAUUUACAUAAUAUUGAUAGUAAAAUGUUUUCAAUGAUUGAUGAUGAUUUUGAUCAAUAUAUAAAAGAAUUAAAUAAAAAUAAUAAAUCAUCAGAUUUUUCAGAAAAAUUUCAAAAUUUAUUAUUAUUUAUUAAAGAAAAAUAUCUUGAAGACUUAAAAAUUUUAAGUGAAAAUAUUGGAAAAGAAAAGAAAGGAAAAGGGAAAGGAAAAAGUUUGAAUCAAAAUUCAUAUUUAAAGAGAGAAAAUACAUCAAAUUCUAAUAUUAUAGAUAUUAUAGCAGAUGAAAUGACUUGUCCAGUUAGUAGUGAACCAGAGGAUCAAUUAUGUAUUUUAAAAUGUCAACAUACAUUAUCAUUAAAUAAUUUAAAAUUAUUAAAACAAAAAAUAUGUCCUGAAUGUCGAGAAAAAAUUGAAGAAAAUGAUAUCAGAUAUUUACCACAAAGUUCUAUUUAUAAAAAUUUAUAUACUAAAUUUUCUGAAUCUGGACAUAUUAUACCUCCAAUUAAAUUAGAAAAUUCAGAUCAAAUAUAUGAUAGUGAUGAUUCAGAUAAUUCAGAAGCUGAUCUUAUAAUAUCUAAAAAGAAGAAAUCUGUAAAUUCAAUUAUUAAAUUAAAUUCA
Messenger RNA from Rhizophagus irregularis DAOM 181602=DAOM 197198, 1208 nucleotides. The record is from RefSeq and is a predicted model, not a curated record. NCBI's taxonomy places the organism in Eukaryota, Fungi, Glomeromycota, Glomeromycetes, Glomerales, Glomeraceae.